Molecule: messenger RNA, 393 nt
Organism: Kockovaella imperatae
Lineage: Eukaryota; Fungi; Basidiomycota; Tremellomycetes; Tremellales; Cuniculitremaceae
Exons: 1
Coding region: 92-271 (59 amino acids)
Source: RefSeq, a predicted model, not a curated record
CCCCUGACGACAUGCAUGCGAAGAUACCACAUGCUCUGAAAGUUGUACCUGCGCUGUGAAGGAUCGUCUGGCCCGUGAUGAUCUCGCUCCCAUGCACACUCCUCUCAAAGACAUCAUGAACUUUUUUUUAGGUUGGGUCGCUAUCCUGCUGCCUGGCGUACUAACUGCAUCCAUUGGUGCUGUAGGAGCUGUAGCCAAGACACCCCUUUUAGCCAUGUAUUCAGUUCACGGAUGGUACGCCGAGUGUUAUGGGCAGUUGGAGCAGAGGUAAAAAGCCUAAUACUUCACGGUGGAAUGUAAUUAACAACACUGCCCAGAUGCGCCCAAAUGCCCAAAUGUGUGUGGCGUCGUCGCCCGAUCACCUACCUUUUCGGAGUACGGUGAGCAGAUGCG